Oncorhynchus mykiss (rainbow trout) is the source of this 6531-nucleotide messenger RNA. Lineage: Eukaryota; Metazoa; Chordata; Actinopteri; Salmoniformes; Salmonidae. The record is from RefSeq and is a predicted model, not a curated record.
UAACCACACUGUAACACUGUACUACACCACAGCCCUAACCACACUGUAACACUGUACUACACCACAGCCCUAGGUGCUGCUCAAUAGUGGGAAGGUGUUUCCUAAUGUUUUGUCCACUCAGUGUAUAUAAAACCCAGGAGAAUCACAUUGUCGACUGCACUAGGCCUCUUUUUUUAAUGUGUAUACUCAGCACUUCCUGCUUAAUCUCUUGGAUGUGUUUUAAACUUGUACAUCUCGUUCUAACCUGAUGAUUUAGUAGUCUGGGUUGUGUUCCAUAUGGUUACCACACCCACCCAGCUCCACACCUAGCUAGACUCUGGAGGUAGUACCAUGAAACAUUGAGCCCCAGUAGCUUGAUUUACACUGGCAGACUUCACUCCACUCCAUGGUGAAGGAAGGGGAAGUUCAUUAUACACAUCAACUGACACGUUUGCUGUGAGUUGCCAUUGACAAACAAAGACAGACAUGCUACAGAGGACAAACGUAACUACAAGUUGACUACCCUGCUCUUUCCAUCUCUUCACUCUACUACCCAAGCCCGACUGAAGACCUAAGAGCUCUACUCUGUGCCGAGGGCUCUACAUAAGGGCUCUAAGCCUCGUCACACUACUCAGGUUGGAAGAGCCGUAACCCAGCCAGUGGAGGGGUCAUCAUAAUCAUCAUGACUCAGAGUCCCGUCCAUGGCUGCUCGGUCUGUGUGGCCCAGCUGACAGUCUUCCUCUCCCUUGCCCUGCUGUUGUGUCCCCUGGGGAGAGCACUCGGUGAAGACCAGGCUUCUCCAGCCCAGGUGCUGCAGGGCCUGUUGGAGCGAUAUGGGGACAAUGCCACCAUCUCUGUCCCCCAGCUCCGCUCUUUGUUGGCACGACUCGGUGCACCCGGCCUGGGGGACAACGGCACCGCAGCAGAGGCGACAGCUCCACCGGCGCCGCCCAGAGUCAACCUGUCCAAAUGCUUACCUGGAGACACCCUGGCAGUUUACAGUAUGAACGAGCAGUCUCGUCUGGAUGGGCGUGGCCUACAGGAGCUCUGCCCCACCAUGCUUCAGCAAUUGGACUCUGGCGCCUGUGGGGUGGAGAAAAAGGAGGAGCUUAUCAUAGACCCGCCUUCCAAACCCACUGCUGCUGAAGUUUGGGGUUAUGGCUUCCUGUGUGUGACCUUCAUUUCUCUGUGUUCGCUGGUUGGGGCCAGUGUGGUCCCCUUCAUGAGGAAAACGUUUUACAAGCGUCUGCUGCUCUACUUCAUAGCCCUGGCCAUUGGCACGCUCUACUCCAACGCCCUGUUUCAGCUCAUCCCAGAGGCAUUUGGUUUUAACCCUAUGGUGGACAACUAUGUGUCUAAGUCCACGGUGGUGUUCGGAGGGUUCUACCUCUUCUUCUUCACUGAGAAGGUCCUCAAGAUGCUGCUCAAACCCAAGGAUAAGGGCCAUGACCACAGCCAUUUCCCAGCCAACGGAGACAUGGAAGAGGGUGUGACAGAGAAGCUGCAGCAGAGUGGAGAGGCGGGGCUUAACCUGCCCAAAGUGGACGGAGGAGAGGGGGACCGCAUGCUCACCCCUGCACUGACCCCACCGGACUCUCAGAGCCUGGGUGGAGGGAACAACAGCAGAGGAGGCUGCUAUUGGCUGAAGGGUACAGCAUACUCUGACAUUGGCACUCUGGCCUGGAUGAUCACGUUGAGCGACGGGCUCCAUAACUUCAUCGACGGCCUGGCCAUCGGAGCCUCCUUCACUGCCUCGACCUUCCAGGGCAUCAGCACCUCCGUGGCUAUACUCUGUGAGGAGUUUCCCCAUGAACUGGGAGACUUUGUGAUCUUGUUGAAUGCUGGGAUGAGCAUCCAGCAGGCUCUGUUCUUUAACUUCCUGUCUGCCUGCUGCUGCUACCUGGGCAUGGGUUUUGGCAUCCUGGCAGGAAACAGCUUCUCACCUCAAUGGAUCUUUGCCCUGGCAGGGGGCAUGUUCCUCUACAUCGCCCUGGCAGACAUGUUCCCGGAGAUGAACGAGGUGAGUCGUGAGGAGGAGGAGGCGGGUGGAAGCAGCUUCCUUGUGACCUUCAUCAUCCAGAACGCGGGCCUCCUAACCGGCUUUGCCAUCAUGCUGCUUCUGACCACCUACUCUGGAGCCAUCACUAUAGACUAGCAUUAGUAUUCACACAACUACACCCUGUCGGUUUUAACCAGAUCCAACCGCUUUCAACUGUAAUGAUUCCUUUUGGAGCUGAAUGGAAAUGCCCGCCUAUCCCUCCCCAGGCUCCCUCUCAGGCCCCAUUUUGCCCCCGAUUCUCCCUCAGGACUUUAGAGACCCGGGGCUUCAGUACUAGUGCGGCAGGAACGCACCCUAUAAGACUUAAGCAGUUCCCAAAUGCAGUAGCUACUAGUACACUGGCAGGGGAACAGGCCUCCCUCAUCUCUCUUGGGCCUUCUCUGACCCCCCUAGUAUACUGGCAGGGGAACCGCCCUCCCUCAUCUCUCUUGGGCCUUCUCUGACCCCCCUAGUAUACUGGCAGGGGAACCGCCCUCCCUCAUCUCUCUUGGGCCUUCUCUGACCCCCCCUAGUAUACUGGCAGGGGAACCGCCCUCCCUCAUCUCUCUUGGGCCUUCUCUGACCCCCCUAGUAUACUGGCAGGGGAACCGCCCUCCCUCAUCUCUCUUGGGCCUUCUCUGACCCCCCUAGUACACUGACAGGGGUACCACCCUCCCUCAUCUCUCUUGGGCCUUCUCUGACCCCCCCUAGUACACUGACAGGGGUACCACCCUCCAUCUAUCUCUCUUGGGCCUUUUCUGACCCCCUUAGUACACUGACAGGGGUACCACCCUCCAUCUAUCUCUCUUGGGCCUUCUCUGACCCCCCUAGUACACUGGCAGGGGUACCACCCUCCCUCAUCUCUCUUGGGCCUUCUCUGACAAGCCCCCCCUUGCCAGCUAGGUGACUAGCCUAGAGAUCCCUUUCCCCUCUGUUCUAUGCCACCUGCAGGGACAGGAACGAGUCAUAGGCAGGGGGUAGGACCACCAUAUUAUCUCCUAUGCUGAUGACCAACAGACAUGCAAUAUCUACAAACCAUUUAUACAAACACAGUUCAUAUAUAAACUAUAACUAGGUAUAAAUAAAGUUAUUUAAUCAAACACUUCCUUGUUCCCCAGACUACUGAGAGACCAUUUCGGCUCUACAAAGACUCUUGCUGUUGUCAUGGAGAUCAUUCUGUCAUUGGUUAGUUUGGACAUGCAUGAUGAGCGUCGAGUUGGACAUUUUGAGCAACCAGUGGUGUAUUCAUUACGGAAACCGUUUGAGAACCAAACAGUAGCAAACAGAGCAAAUGGAACGAAAUGGUAAGGAACCUACCAGAAUUUGUCCAAUAGAAACGGUUGUUUGGUUUCUGUUGCAAAACAUUUUGCAACAGAAUCAGCGUAAUGAUUCCACCCCAUGGUCCAACGACUUGGAAAUAGUGUAUUUAUGUUACCCAUAUGCCUCUGAGUGCCCAUGGGCCAAACUACGGUGGCCUGCGCAGCACAAUCAGGUAAUAGCAGUUGUAUUGUAGACAUCCUUGGACCUUUUUUUCAUUGUCAGAGUGCAAACCCUUUUUUUCAAUACAUACCAAAAAGAAAGUGUUCUAUAAAUAUAUAUAUAUAUAUAUAUACAUAUAUAACACACAGAUCAACUGGAAAGUUGAGCAAGCCGCCGUGAAGAAGAUCAAAUCCUUUCCCCAACAUAGGACUGAUGUGUCUGUGUUAUGUUUUACUUCAGGAGGAACCAGACAAAUGCAACGCGUGUGAAUUUUAACAACAACAACAACAUGUGGACAGACAGACCGUUUAUGAUGGACUCCACUGGGAAUUGUUUUUCCUCCAAAGUGUGACAAGUGUGAAGAACAAGAACCUCCUCUGAUUUGUAGCUUUCUGUCCUGGUUUCCUCGGUUGUCAUUGUUCUCUACUAAGAUCUCAGCAAAUAGCUCCCUAUUAUAGUACACUUCCUAAAAUAAGGUUUUCUGUAGGGAAUAGAGUGCCAUUUUGGACAGAGCCUAUGUUUGAUGGAUGGACGGACUAUGGUGGCACCUGAAGCCACGGUCUAUUUCUCCCGAUCAGUUCCCCCAUCUAGCUAACCAUCUGUGCCCUUCAUAUGUCGUUGACCUGAUUUUUCUAAGACUCUAAUCUCUAUGAAUGCAAUCCUCCAUUCCUUAUCCAUACCGUUAUCAUUUUGAGAUAACGUCUAUUGUUGUAUUAUUUGUAUGUAAUGAAUGAAUGUUUAGAAUCAAAGACCGUACACCCAGAAUCCUAGUCACACUUAAAGGAGGAGUUCACUAUUUUACAAGAUAAUGUUGAGAUGGUUCCUCACCCUGAACAUAGUCGAUGGGCCAGGAGAAACUGUAAUCCAUGGUUCAGUUUUCUUUAAACAGCCACAACAAACUUCAACUUUUUCCCCACCGCUGGCUAAAAAUCUCUGGAAGUGAUGGGCAGCUAUUAAAAAGUAAAAUGUCCAAAUCGCCCAAAAUCAAUUCUAUAUUUUGUUUGCUGUAACUUUAAAGUGAUUUGGCCUUUAAAAAUAAAAAAACAUGCUCACAGCCCCAAUCACUUCCAUAGAUGUUUAGCUAGCGGUGGCCGAAGUUGGUAAUGGCUGUUUAAUGAAAACUGAAUUUUGUAUUUAACUAGGCAAGUCAGUCAGUCCCGAGUGGCGCAAGGCACUGCAUAGCAGUGCCACUAGAUAUUCUGGAUUCGAGGCCAGGCUCUGUCACAGCCGGCCGCGACAGGGAGACCCAUGGUGCUGUGCACAAUUGCCCCAGCGCUGUUAGGGUGAAGGUUUGGCCUGCAGGGAUGUUCUUGUCCCAUCGCGCACUAGCGACCCCUGUGGCGGGCCAGGCACAGUGCACCCUGACACAUUCAUGCGGCUGGCUUCCUCGUUAAAUGGGCAUUGUGUCAAGAAGCAGUGCAGGUUGUGUUGGGAGAGGCGGUCAAGAGCUGUGCGUUCUCCGAAACACAACCAAGCCGCACUGCUUCUUGACAACAAUGCCCAUUUAACGAGGAAGCCAGCCGCAUCAAUGUGUCGGAGAAAACACCGUGUCAGGGUGCACUCCAGCGCCAUAGACUACUUUCAGGGUGAGGAACCAUCUAACAUAAAGUUGUAAAAUACUGAACUACUCAAUUUUUAAGAUGUUUUUGUCCUUAUCCAACACCCUAUAGAAACCAUCUCACUCCUUCAGUGACGUGAGGGUGUCAUUCAUGUAGCAAUGCCCAAACCACAUGGUUGAAUCUGUAAGGCUGGCCAUGUAAUGAAUAUUCAGCUUCUACAAUGUCAAUGGUUGAUUAGAUCAGUGAGUUAUGAAGUAUGUAUUAUAAUAUAAUACGUAUUAUAUUAGUGCUGGGGUCAUGACAGUGCUAUAGGGUUAUAUAACAGUUGAUACGAAGAGAUAAGUUAUAAGUUAACAGUUGUUAUAGCUUUGCCACCAGGGACCGGUGUGGUAGUAACAAAAAUGUGCUGUGACAUGAGGUCAACAAAACUGUAAAACCAUGAUGAUGCAGGACGAGUGGGCUUCCUCAGUCUCGACAGAAUUUAUUUGGAGAGAAUGAAUUGUACCAUUUAGCAGAUGCAAUUGUGUGUAAUAUUAUAAGUGACCCCUAGAGGGAGACACUGCCUCUGAAAUGAAUCAGCAUAAAGCAGUGGAUAAUAUUUCCCCCCCCUUCAUUGAGUAUUUGCUCAGAGCUGUACUAUAGUUGCUAUGCAUUGACUUCAAUGUCGGUCUACAAUUUAUCUUGAUUUUAUUGGCAUAGAAUAGAUUAAAAUCCUAAAGAUUAGGUGAGUAAUUGUUCUUUCACUUUUCUGAGUUAAUCUAUAUGAAAUAAACCAUCUCAUUAAUUGUACAAUGGCAACCAUAAUGUAUUGGAACGUUUUGAAACGGUUAGUUUUAAUGGAUAAUCAGCGUUAUUGUUUAAGCCAUAAUGUUUUGAAAUGCAUUUUACAUUUUAAGUUUAUGCACAUUACACACUUCUUUUGUUUUAGAAAUACAAGCCAUGUGAAACUAGACAAUGCUGCACUAUUUUUUUGUUGUAUUUAUUCAUUUUCUUCUUAGCGAUCAUUUUACAUUUUUGCACAUGUAAAACAGAUUUGUUAGUCAUAUGGAUACAUCAAUACAACACGUAUGAAAUCAGAGUACAUACACAGUCAACACACAUUUCCACCUCGACGUCUUCAGCCUCCAUUUCGACAAGUCCUUACCUCCAUGCGGGAUUUUGCUGUCUGAAACACUUACUUGUGUGUGACCAACCAGGGUUGGUGUCAAUUCAGAACGUAAAACCAAAUUCCAAUUCCGAAUGUUGUUCAUUGAGAAUUUGAUUUGGAAUUUCGGUGUACUUCCUGAAUUCAAAUGGAAUUGACCCCAACUCUGAUUCAAACUGACUUUAGACUUUUUAAAGAAGUUAUUUAUUGGUGACGUAAAGAUGUCGGACUCCUGUGAAUAGUGGGUGUCAAGGAAGUGUUGUACUUUUUGCAGUGUGUUGUGGGAGCUGGGAACGUGUAUUUUUUUUUUAUAAACAAUUUUCCUAAAUUAA